AUGGUCACGGGCGAGAGCCUUGAGCCACUCAACACGUGGCUGGUGGAAAGCCAGGAACGCUCGCCCCAUCCUGUCGACAGCCCCUCGAAGACCUCACCCACUCAACUGACUUCGUACACCGCCACGUAUAUGGCUCGGUCACGACCAUCUCCCCGGCCUAUCCGAACUCGGUUCCUUUCCGUACGGAUCCGGUCCGUGCUAGACUCGCCUCUGACCACACAUAGGUCAUCUCAGAUGAACCACUCUUUCAGUCAGCAGUUUGUCAUGGCCGCGGCGGCCGCCCGUCAUAGGGGUCACUAUCACGGCUCGGCCACGCCUAUGCCACGCCUAAGCCACUCUUCACCUACAACGUACAGCGAGAUAUUUGACGUCUCAGUCUCAGAAGCCAAGACAGGCAGCCGCGAUGAACUCAGCGCGAAUAAGCUAACAGCCGAUGACACGUACAACGUACUUAUCCGGGCAUCAGCGGGCGCACGGCACCAUGCAAAAGAUUGUCAGGGGGCGGGCUGGCUCCGAAAGCCUCGCAUUUACUGGCUGUCCUUCAACCCGCCCCCGCCCGGCGUGGGCCCCCAGGGGGAAAAGAUGGCCAGCCGGGCCAGUCUGAUGUCAUCACAUCGACGAGAAGCCCCUACUCUGGAGAUUGGGGAACACAUGAUCUUACCUGCUCAUCUCAUGUCAGUCGCAAGUCGAGCCGUCUUCCCGACGGGAAUGAUGAGAAGUGACCUCAGCCUUCACCCAAGGCCAAGCACGCGGCUAGAUCGUACAUCACAUCUAUACGUUAGAACCUUUAGACCAUCCCCACGAAGUCUGAGCGGCAAGAUCUGGGUAGCGAUUACAACGUACAGCGUGAACCGCUUCGUGUGGGGUUUCUGCGGGGCCCCACGGCGAGUUGCCAGCAUCCCCUCGGUAGGCACCUGCCGGUCGAAAAUACCCGGCCGUCGGCCUGUGUCUCGUGCGGCGUGCCGGUGUCUCCCCGAUGUCCUCGGCUCAGAACCCACCUGCUACGAAGUAGUCACCUCGUGCAGUAUCGGCGGCGUUGAGGCGUUCGUGUGCGUGUUCCGGUCGCCAAGCAGCGUUACAUUCUGCAAGGGCCACCGGUCCGAUACGCGAUCAGAAUGUUCCUAUCAGGUGACCAGUGCGCGCAGGAUGCCGAAACUCAAGCCACUCCGCACACGGGCGACGAUCAUCUCUCAAGCCAGUGCUGCACUCCUUUCACGCUUUUUGACCAUAGACGUUGGGCGGCGUGCUGAAACGGCAGGAUCUGCAUCGGUGUCCAUCCCGGUGACAUUCCAAUUCGGCCGAGGGGAAAGAGAUGCACUCGCCAUCACAUUCACCUACUCACCGGCACAGAAUCAUUUCGAGAUCGGCCCUCUCGGACUUUCGGCCCCCAACGGCGGGCAAUAUUAA
Sodiomyces alkalinus F11 is the source of this 1407-nucleotide messenger RNA. RefSeq lists its product as hypothetical. NCBI's taxonomy places the organism in Eukaryota, Fungi, Ascomycota, Sordariomycetes, Glomerellales, Plectosphaerellaceae. The transcript has 18 exons. Bases 1 to 1407 code for a protein of 468 amino acids. The record is from RefSeq and is a predicted model, not a curated record.